AUGGCUGUUGAUGACUUUGAUUACCACGAAACCGACUCCUUGAUCCUGCCAGCAAAGACCUUUUUCCCUCUGUCUAUCCAUGUAGCGCACUACCAACUACGACAUUAUAUCAGCUCGUCCAAGCAAGACACUAUCUACUAUGCCGAUCGCGAAAAUGUAUAUUGCUUGAACGUUCACACCAAGAGACGGACUCUUGUCGCGAGUUUGUCAUUCGACGCUCGAUGUACAGCUUCGGGGUACGGGUGGAUAUGCGUAGGGGGCGAGACUGAAGGUCUUUUUGCUGCGAUCCAGCUAGAUGGCUCAAGCCAUGUUUCCGGCGAGGUCGAUGCGAGUUUACCUGUGAGCUUAGGCACAGGCGCAACGACAUCCAGCCGUCGACAGACCAAGGUGUCACCACACAAUAUACACUUCGAUAGAAUCGGGCUGCAAAUCGUCAACUCGAUAUCCAUCCACAAAUUGCUCAAGGAAGGACCGCAAGGAGAAGACGAGGUCGUUGCCGUUCUCACAAACAAUGACAAGACCGUGCGAGUAUAUUCGCUCCCAAGGCGGGCCCAAAUAGCCAGGCUUGAUUGUCCCUUUCCUAUGAAUCAUGCCACCAUAUCCCCAGACGGACACCUUUUGGUCGCGGUUGGCGACGAGCAAAGGGCGUUGUUCUACGAACGAAGAACAUGGACAUCUCCUGUAGGCUCCACUGAGGAUCUCGCAGAAGAUAUUGCGCCUUCGGCCUCUGCCUGGGGCCUGAUUGCAACAGUAUCACUACACUGUCCGCCGACAGUAAAAGCCAUUGGUUACUUCACAACAGCUUGGUCAUCUUCUGGUCAUCUGUGUGCCGUGGCCUCAGAAUGUGGCUAUAUUACCGUUAUCGAUACGCUAUCCCUUCCAAAAUGCGAGUCUGCAGAGGAUGCAAUUGUCAAUGUUAUCAAGUCGACCAGGCCGGAUCGGGGCCACGGGCCAGGCUCUGUGCGUACUAUGCUGUUUUCCAGACAGCCAUGGGAUCUGCUAAUCUGGACGGAAGACCAAGGCCGAAUGUGCGUAGCCGACCUUCGUAGCGGCCUCAUAAGCCGGCAAGUGAUACACCUAAAUUCUAGCGAGGAUGGCAUAGAACGAAUUGUUAUUCCUGACUCGGAUGGUGAUAGCGAUGAAGACUUGACGCAUGAUGGAUCCUAUCUGCGUCGACAUUCAAGAGCUCUUGACGCAGAAGGUAACGCCUUUGGCCCAGCGGCCUUCGAGGCUCGUAGGUCCCUCGGUUCAAGUAUAACGAGUCGUCCUAUGCCAGGUCGUGCCAUAGUUGUAGAGUCUGACAAUGAUCCGCAUGGUCUGAGUCCACGAGCAAGGAGAAUAAUAGAUUCUCUUCCAACCACGACAGAACGUGACACACGACCAGAGGUGACGAUAACUCCACGAAGUAUAACCUACACACAAUCUGGGCGUCCAGUACACCCUUCAUACCGUGGUGCUACGGAGUACGAUGUAGAGUUAAGUUCAUCCCGGGAUGUCGAAGUUCGCAACAUCGGUCAUGAUUUGCUAUCUCUAGAUGUCGGCGAGACCCUCCGAGACCGCUACUCCGAUUCUGCGCGACGCUAUCGGCCACAUCGGCAGUCAUCCGUCGUAGUACCUGAGACCCGUCUGUACAGCAAUGCCAGUACACGCAAUGGCCAAUCGACAACGGGUAACCGAAUGGAGCAGAGCGCUUCUCCAGGUACAUAUUCAUAUCAGCCUGCCGACGGUGCCCUUGACCGUGCAGAAUAUCCCUCGACGGUGGGAACAUGGAUUGAAUACAGCACGACAGCGGGAGGGCGAGUCCGCCGAGAGAGGCCCCGUGUGUAUGGCUUACGACACAUUAGUACAGACCAGACUCACGACGGGAGCUAUGGCGUAAGAACAGCGGGUCUCGCCGCAAGUGAGGACGGAAGGAGUAUAUAUGCUGGCGCCGAGGACGGUAUAUACGUUUUUGCAAUCAACACGUUGGCGAGGAAAAUGUUUCCAGCGGUAUCUCCAAGGCUGAGUCUGCUUGUCGGGCUUGUCCUGAUUGAGCAUCGUUCCCGUGCCACUGCCGAUACCGGUAACGCAAGCACGCCAUAG
Molecule: messenger RNA, 2082 nt
Organism: Pseudovirgaria hyperparasitica
Lineage: Eukaryota; Fungi; Ascomycota; Dothideomycetes; Acrospermales; Acrospermaceae
Exons: 3
Coding region: 1-2082 (693 amino acids)
Molecular function (GO): protein binding
Source: RefSeq, a predicted model, not a curated record